GUGAUUAAUGACAAAGUUUUCAUUUUGGGGAGGAGUAUCCCUUUAAAACUGAUUUUAACACAUGAAGGUGUAUUGUCAUGAAUUUCAUAAUCUAAUCUGAACUCACAUGGUUAAGUAUGAAUUUAUAAAUUUGUUAAUUUCAUCUGCUUGACUCUUAAUAUAAAGUAAAAUUUCACUGGUAUGUGUCUAUAUUUGACAUGCAAAAUGGAUCAGGGUUGGGUUAGUUGUAACGCCACUAAUUCCAUUAAUCUUAUAGUGUUCAUAAAGGGUACUACGCAAUUACUUUUACGUUAAACUAUGGUUACUGUGUCAAAAGUGUGUGGGUAAAACACUCAAGUGCAAAGGGAAAAAAUCGACAGCAAGUCCUACUUAAGUUGUACUGAAAUUAUCAUGUGAGUUAGACAAGUCUCCAUGCUCACCAAUGCUGUAUUUAUUUGAUUAAUACGGUAAAUUAAAAAUAAAAAUACAGUAAAACGUUAAUAUUAUAAAAUUUUAUUACAAACUCCAAUAUGAGGGAGACCAAAGUAACUUUACAGUAGCUUGGGUCAGCGAGGAAAUGCGAUGAAGUCGUUAUUCUCCAUAACAGCAGGUGGCAGUAUUGGUUGUAAGUAGCAGUGCUACACACAGUAGAACUGAAGGCGGAUUUUGUGUAUCUGGUUCUUUAUAAAUGUAUUUUUAUUAAGUGACCGAAGAUACGUGCAAGGAAUAUGGCAGAUGAUGUACUGUUUGAAUUCCUCCACAUGGAGAUUGUUGCUCACGUGUACAGGGAGCAUGCGACCCGGGAGGACAUUGAUAAGAGAGUGACGUGUGUCUCUACUCUAGAGGUGAUGGGCUUCAGAGUUGGACAAGGACUGAUUGAAAGAUUUACAAAAGACUGCCCCACUUUCAAAGAUGACUUGGACAUAAUGAAGUUCCUGUGUAAAGAUUUUUGGAGCACGAUCUUCAGAAAACAAAUCGACAACUUGAGGACCAACCAUCAGGGCACAUACGUCUUACAGGAUAAUAAAUUUGCACUCCUAACUCAGUUUUCCAAUGGAAAGCAAUACCUUGAAGAAGCACCUAAAUACUUGGCCUUCUCCUGUGGCUUGAUUCGAGGAGCUCUAUCUAACCUGGGCUUGGAGAGCGUCGUCACUGCAGAGGUUUCUUUAAUGCCAUCAUGCAAAUUCCAAGUUGUAAUUCAGAAACUCUAGGAUGGACUAAAUGAGCUUUCUUCAAUUAAAACUUUGUGAAUGUGAAUUAGAUGCACCUAGAUUCUGAAUGUUUACAACAUUCUAUUUUAUUUAAUACUGUUUGCAGUUUCAGAUUCCAUACAGAUUGCGAAACAGAUUCCAUACAUUUCACUUUUUUUUCUUUCUCCAUCCCACAUAAAUUCAAAAUCUUGACCUGUUUGGAAAUAUUCUGAAUGUCGUAUUCUACCUCAGCUCCACUUAUUACAGACUAAAUUGCUGUCACAGAUAAUCAUGGAAACAUAUUUUCAUAUGACAUUUCGUAAACUUUCGAAUAUUUCAUAAACUCGUAACUUCACAUUUUUGUCCACUUUUUUAUACUCCUUCGGCUGGGUAAGACAUUUAAAAUGUUAGAUGUUAAAAUGUAAGAUGCAGUCUUUUCUACAGCUUUUUUGUAAAAGUGAAUUAUUUAUGUAUAUUUGGGACAGUUGAUAUCUGUAUUUAUUUCAACCCAAAUAACUAAAGCCAUAAUUUAGUGUUGACACUUAAUUUAUUGUUUGGAAAAAACAAACACACACACACAAAAAAUAAAUAAUAGUAAUAAAAUAAAAUAUUGAUAAUCAUAUGGAGAAAAUGUAUGGAUUCUGGAAAAACAGCUUUUAUUGUUGUUGUUGAAAAAUAUGUUUAUGGUUUGGGUUUGUAAAUAGAGGCAUAUGUUAUAACUGGUCAAAAUUUCAAGGGGGAAAAAAAACAACAACUCUUGAUUUCACCAGAAGAGGGCAACCUUUGUCAGUCAGACAUAUGACAUCUAGAGUAAAAGCUCAAAAAAUAAUAUUUUAUCAUAAAACUUUGAUUUGAAUGAUCUUGUACAAGCUUCUAGCACUUAGGUUAGUCUGAAAACUCUUUACGGCUGGUACUUUAGUUUAGUUAGGUACUCAAGCUUAGUUUUAAUAGCUGGUAGAGGUUUUCUGUGAACUGUACUUGUUUGUUGUUGACUGCAUAAUUCUGGAUGAAUUUAUCAUUAUUCAGAUACAUUUAUUUGUGUUACCAAUGCAAUAAAUGCAAUAUAACAAUUAAAA
Messenger RNA from Cyprinus carpio (common carp), 2245 nucleotides. Its product is annotated as trafficking protein particle complex subunit 6b-like. The coding region runs from base 708 to 1190 and encodes 160 amino acids. Gene Ontology annotation, cellular component: cis-Golgi network; trans-Golgi network; TRAPP complex. The transcript is spliced from 7 exons. Lineage: Eukaryota; Metazoa; Chordata; Actinopteri; Cypriniformes; Cyprinidae. Gene Ontology annotation, biological process: endoplasmic reticulum to Golgi vesicle-mediated transport; regulation of GTPase activity. The record is from RefSeq and is a predicted model, not a curated record.